Messenger RNA from Oryzias latipes (Japanese medaka), 2193 nucleotides. RefSeq names its product E3 SUMO-protein ligase ZBED1-like. The record is from RefSeq and is a predicted model, not a curated record. Lineage: Eukaryota; Metazoa; Chordata; Actinopteri; Beloniformes; Adrianichthyidae.
UGUCAACCAGCGCAGAUCACGUGAUUGAUGACGUAUGACGCGCCAAAUGCAUCAUUCACCUGAACCAGGUUUCAGAUCUCAGGUGUGUUUGAUCAGAAGGGCGCGCUGUUGUCUAUAAAUACAGAUGAAUCCCAAACGUUUCCCGACCAGUUCUGUUGUUUCCCGUGUAUCGUAAGAAUCAACGUCAUGGCACCCGGUAAAAAACGUUCUGUGGCUUGGGAUCAUUUCAACUUGAUUUCUCCAAAUAAGGUGCAAUGUUUGAUUUGCAUACAUGAAUUUGCAUUCAAUGAUAGUACAUCCUCCAUGAUGCGACAUCUCCGCUCCGUUCAUCAUGUUGAAACUCCGCAGUCGGCAAAUCAAGCCUUCAAUCCACCUCGUAUUGUGUCAAGAAAGCAAGAACUUGAUUCUGCAUUGGUGGAUAUGAUUGUAAUGGAUGCACAACCAUUUUCAAUUGUUGAAGACAAAGGCUUCAAGGCUUUUGUCAACCUUUUGGACCCAUCCUACAUAAUUCCUAAUAGGAAGGCCUUGAGGACAAUGGUGGAGGAGAAGUACAAAGCCAAAAAGGAGAAGGCUUUAGAUGUGGUUAGCAGGGCCUCUGCUGUCAGCCUUACAGCAGACAUGUGGACAUCCAUUAACAUGGACGCUUACUUGGCUGUAACAUGCCAUUUUAUCACCGAGGAGGUGGAGCUGGCCUCUGUGGUCUUAGGGGUUCUGAAGUUUCCCCAAACCCACACUGCAGCUCACUUGGCUGAGGCCAAAAAUCUUCUCAUGGAAGAAUGGGGAAUUAAAGGGAAGGUGACAGGCCUGGUUACAGACUGUGCUCCCAACAUGGUUGCAUGUGCUAAUACAUUACUACUUCGGCACAUAAUGUGUUUUGCACAUAUGCUUAAUUUGGUGGUGAAAAAGUCCCUUGCCCAAACCCCUGAACUAGAGGAUAUCCGAAGUAAGGGGCGUAGGAUUGUCGGUCUUUUUAAACCCAGCACCACAGCGAAGGAGAAGCUGUCAGAGAUGCAGCGACAGCUGGCCAGGCCAGAGCACAAAUUAAUACAAGAGGUGGAAACAAGAUGGAACAGCACAUUUAAUAUGUUGGAAAGGCUGUUUAAGGAGAGAGAGCCACUGGGGGCAGCUCUGGCCACCCUCCAUACGGACCUUCCUCCACUCACCUCAGAGGACUACCAGGCCAUACACCACUGCUUGAGCGUUCUUUCACCGUUUCAAGAGGCCACAGUUGAGCUUUCGACAGAAAAACGAGUGUCAGCAUCCAAAGUCAUUCCCAUGGUCAAAAUGCUGAAACAUUACAUCUCAAGCAGGUGUGGUCAGAUCACACACCCACUUGGUGAAAAACUGGCCACUAACUUGAAGAACAAUCUCCAUGAGAGGUUGUCAGCUCUGAAGAAGGUCACUGCUCUGUCAAUGGCAACCUUGUUGGACCCAAGGUUUAAAGAGCUGGGGUUCUGCAGCCAAGGCUCUGCCCACACGGCCAUAGAGCGACUCACUAAAGAGUGUGCUGCAACAAUGCAGGCGCUACUUCCAGAGGCACAGCCACAGUCGCCACCCAGAGAAGGUCCUUCAAGUCAGCAGGAAGAUGGUGGUCUCUGGGCCCUGCUGGACAGGCAUGUGGGGGUUCAACAGCAGGUGAACAGCACAACUGCCAGUGCAACAGUGGAGGUUCAGAGAGACUCCAUUGUCCAGCACGUCAACAUUAAGAGGUUCUACACGCACUCCAUCUCAGGAGCAUCAGUCAAAGACAUCUACAACCAUCUCACCAGUAAAUACCCCUCUGCCUCAACCGUCAUCAUUUAUGCAGAGCGGGACAUGCGGCUGCUAGAGGCCUACUGCCUGGAAGCCGAAAGGACGAGGUCUUACUGGGAUUUUGACCAGGCCCAGUUUGCCUCUGGUGGUCCCGGAUGCACCCCAGCCCCGUCCUGUUCCGGUGGUGGUCCCGGAUGCACCUCAUCCUGUGCCAGUGGUGGUCCCGGAUGCACCCCGACCCCUCCCUGCUGCCAGGCGGGUGCUGGCUAUACCCCGACCGCUCCCUACUCCCAGGGGGUGCUGGCUGCACCCCGACCCGUCCCUACUCCCAGGGGGUGCUGGCUGCACCCCGACCCGUCCCUGCUCCCAGGGGGGUGCUGGCUGCACCCCGACCGGUCCCCGCUUUCAAUGGCUUCCGCCAGAGCUCGGCUCCACGCCUGA